UAUAAUAUACAUAAUUACAUAUAGACUGGAAAGCUGAGUUGAAAAUCAAAGACAUUCAGCAAAGACGAGUAGAGAGUGAGAGUUUUGAUGGCUGCCAGGAGAUUAUCGCUUUUGCUUUCACGCACUGCUUCAUCUAAUCCAUUUCUUAGAGGUAACAAUUCUAGGCUGACCAGAGGAGCCUUUAGUUAUAGCACCUCCGCUGCUAUUGAGGAACCACUUACUCCAUCUGUCAAAGUAGAUUAUACUCAGCUUUUAAUUAAUGGAAAAUUUGUUGAUUCAGCAUCAGGCAAAACUUUUCCCACUUUGGACCCUAGAACUGGUAAUGUGAUUGCCCAUGUUGCCGAAGGUGAUUCUGAAGAUGUAGACCGAGCAGUCGCUGCUGCUCGCAAGGCAUUUGAUGAAGGACCAUGGCCCAAGAUGACUGCUUAUGAAAGAUCAAGGAUACUUCUGCGCUUUGCUGAUUUGCUUGAAAAACAUAACGAUGAAGUUGCAACACUUGAGACUUGGGAUAAUGGAAAGCCAUAUGAACAGGCUGCCAAAAUUGAAAUACCAAUGGUUGUGCGUUUCUUCCGGUAUUAUGCUGGUUGGGCAGAUAAGAUUCACGGUCUCACAGUUCCAGCUGAUGGAGAGCACCAUGUGCAAAUCUUACACGAACCAUUUGGUGUUGCUGGACAGAUUAUACCAUGGAACUUUCCACUUCUCAUGUUUGCUUGGAAGGUUGCACCUGCAUUAGCAUGUGGGAACACUAUUGUUCUUAAGACAGCAGAGCAGACUCCUCUCUCUGCCCUCUAUGUUGCAAAGCUAUUUCUUGAGGCUGGACUUCCUCCAGGUGUUCUAAAUAUAAUUUCUGGGUUCGGCCCAACUGCUGGUGCAGCUCUUUCUAGUCAUAUGGAUGUGGAUAAGCUUGCUUUCACUGGAUCAACUGAGACUGGAAAAAUUGUGCUUCAAUUGGCAGCAAAAAGCAAUCUUAAGCCAGUAACUUUGGAGCUUGGAGGGAAAUCUCCUUUUAUCGUAUGUGAAGAUGCAGAUGUAGAGAAGGCAGCUGAGUUGGCGCACUUUGCUUUAUUCUUUAAUCAGGGACAAUGCUGCUGCGCAGGUUCUCGUACUUUUGUACAUGAGCGAAUAUAUGAUCAAUUUCUGGAGAAAGCUAAGGCACUUGCAGUGAACCGUGUUGUUGGUGAUCCAUUCAAGGCAGGAAUUCAACAAGGACCUCAGAUUGAUACAGAACAAUUUGAGAAGAUCCUGAGAUACAUAAGAUUAGGUGUUGAUAGCGGAGCAACCCUUGAAACUGGGGGUGAGAGAUUUGGCAGCACGGGCUACUAUGUUCAGCCUACUGUUUUCUCAAAUGUUCAGGAUGACAUGUUGAUAGCGAAAGAGGAGAUAUUUGGUCCAGUGCAAUCCAUCUUGAAAUUCAAGGACCUUGGUGACGUUGUCCGAAGGGCAAACACAACCCGCUAUGGAUUGGCUGCAGGGGUGUUCACCCAGAACAUAGACACUGCCAACACCUUGACGCGUGCAUUGCGAGCUGGAACUGUAUGGGUAAACUGCUUUGAUGUGUUUGAUGCUGCAAUUCCUUUUGGUGGAUACAAGAUGAGCGGACAAGGAAGAGAAAAGGGUAUUUAUGGUCUAAACAGUUACUUGCAAGUGAAGGCUGUUGUUACUCCCCUCAAGAAUCCAGCAUGGAUUUAAACCUUUCUCAUGCCUCUUCUUCUUCUUCUUCUCCAAAGCCAAGAAUAAAUAGAACUUUGAGAAAUUUAGGUUCCUUUGCAUAAUAAUAAUAAUUAUGGUGGUUAUGCUGAUGAAAA
Messenger RNA from Pistacia vera, 1805 nucleotides. RefSeq names its product aldehyde dehydrogenase family 2 member B7, mitochondrial-like. The record is from RefSeq and is a predicted model, not a curated record. Gene Ontology annotation, molecular function: aldehyde dehydrogenase (NAD+) activity. The transcript is spliced from 11 exons. NCBI's taxonomy places the organism in Eukaryota, Viridiplantae, Streptophyta, Magnoliopsida, Sapindales, Anacardiaceae. Bases 88 to 1689 code for a protein of 533 amino acids.